UUGUAGGCCGAGCCGGUUGUGCACUUUUCCUACAUACCUGUGCAUCAUGAACUUCAUUCAACCAUCCGAGUCUACCACCGACUUCAUCAACAGUCAGCGUAGGUAGUCCAUUCACAGACAGAAUGCACUGGGGAUAGAGUAACUAAAGUAAUCAUCGUCGAGCGACGCUCCUCCACUCGCUUUCCAAAACGAACGCCUCAAAAACCCCUUCAGCAAAUAAGUGCCCGAGUGAUGUCUCAUGAGCCACUCGCCCAGUUGGCAGUUGGCAGUUGCCGGUGCAACCCAAACCGGCGCUUUGUUUACUUCGCACCCCACCACCACACGUCUCCCCCCUAUUUUCACCACCACCUCCACCACCACUACCCCUAACAAAACCCACCUACUCUACACGUUCCUUUACCACCUCACGCAGCAAUAACCACAAUUCGAACACACACGAUGGGCCGCGUAACUCGCUCCAGCAAGAAGGCAGCCGCCGAGGCGUCGGUAGAGCCGGUUGAUACCCCUGAGCUGCACGCAGAGCAGGAGCGGGAAGAGGAGCAGUGGGAGGAGGACCAGCAGGACGAGCAGUUGGAGCAAGAGCAAGAAGAGGAGGGCGUGACGAGACGCGCUCCGAGCGCGCGGAAGGCGAAAGAUGCGAAGACUCCGGCAAAGAAGGGGAAGAAACGCGGCAAGAAGGGGAAGAACGCGAAGGCUGCGGACGAGGAGGCUGUCGAGUCGGAGGUGAAGGCGGAUGAGGACGAGGAUGCACAGGGCGCACAGGAUGCGUCUGCGGAAACCCGGGAGGAAGAGAUGCACGAGGAAAACGGGGAGGACGCGUCUGAUAUCCCUGUUUUCGCUUCUGAGGCCCCUGUUACUGCUUCUGAGACGUCGGUUGAGGUUGAUCACGAGGACGAUGCGAGUGUUACUGAACCGGUCGAAGAGGAGUCGGGGAUGGUCGUGGAAGAUGUCGUCGACGAUGUGGAGGAGAAAGUCGAAGAAGCGACCGUCUCGGUCACCGUCACCGAGCCGGAAAGCGACGCCGAGUCCGAACACGAAGAACCAGCAACCGUCACCGUCGCCGAGGUCGAGGCAGUCACCACCCCCGCCGAAGAUCACGGGCGCGACCAGGGCGACGACGACAUCAGUGCCGAACUCCAGCUGAUGGCGGACGAGAUGCACGGGAAGGUCGAUGAGGCGGCUGUCGACGCCGAGUUGGAGCAGAUGGCCGAUGAGGCGAGGCCGCAGACUCCCGAGAGACCGCAGGUCAUAACGGUUGCGAAGACGCCAAAGUUUGAUCCUACUGUUCACAUGAACGAGGAAGACUAUGAGGAUGUGGGGAACGAUAGUUUCGACCGACUUGUCUCGCCGAAGAAGUCAGCUGCUCCAUCGAAGCCGGUUUCGAAGCCGCGAACCGUCGUCGCCGCCGCUACAAAGGUAGCAGCCAAAACUACGACUACCGUAAAGUCGAAGGAUGAGAAGCCAAAGACUGGAAAGACUUUAAUGGCUCCGCCCAAGACGACAACUGUGGUCAAGAGGGCCGCGCGACCCAAAUCAACACUUGCCGUCCGCGACGCGCCCAAGUUGGCAAAGCGGAUGGCAUCUACAUCUUCCCUGAAUUCGUCGAAUGCUGCCGCUCCUGGCAAGGCCAGCGUGAAGCCACGUGCAGCCUCCUCGGGCUCGCAGAACUCGCAAGAGUCCACCGUCGUGAUUCCCCACAGCAAGCCGCGCGCAAUUGGCCUCUCAUUUCCGGCUCCUCCCCCACCAGCCAAGUCGACUAAACCACCCACCAAGGCCACGUUCGAGCUUCCGGGUGAGGCGUUCCAGCGCAAGAUUAAGGCCCAGAAGGAAGAGAGACAGAAGCGCAUGGAAGAGGAAGAGAAGAAACGCCGUGAGUUCAAGGCCCGACCAGCCCCGAAGACCACGUACAAGCCUGUCGUCACAGCGAAGACCGGCGGGCCUGCACGCGAAUCCCUCGCCAGUAUCUCGAGCUCCCGACGCAAUGCGCCGGAAGUCGCGGGUGGGGAAAAGACGGAAACCAAACCUGCUCCACAGAAGUACACUGUCCCCCCAGCGAGGAAGCCUGUCGCAGCUGGAACGAUCAGACCACCUCCAAAGGAGGAAGCUCCGCUCGAUCGUGUUGCCCAAGCGCAGGCUGUCCUCAAGGCGCGGAAGGAUGCGGCGGAGAGAGGAAGGCAGACUGUCAAGAUGUGGGCUGAGAGUCAGAAGCAGAAGGAGGACAGAGCCAAGGCUGCUGCUGCUGCAACUGCUACCGCUCCGCCAGCUACUGCAUGAGUGUCUCGAUUACCUAUAUACUUCAGUUAGCUCUGUUUGUCGGUGUGUGAACGAGGAUGUGGGACGGUGGGCUAUUCUGCAUUCUCGACUACGAUGUACAUUACUACUACUCCUUUCUUCCAUCCACUGCUCGUGGGAUGUUCAGUUUAGUUUAUCUUUUCAGUGGGAGUCGCCCGGUAGUUCUGGUUUUUUUAUUUGUGAAUCUCCUGCCGAGCAAGCUCGCUGUACUUUACUCUUUUAUUCUGUAUUUCACUUGAGUGCUUACUUUCUUACCUUCUUACUUACCAUCUAUUUGUGAUUAUUUUCUUUGGCACGUCGGUUUCAUGGACGAAAUGCGAUGUGCGGGACGAGCGCUGAUACCUCUUUCCAUUACAAUUUACUCAUGUUUCAUUGUUUCGUCUACUUUACUUUACUUUCUUUGCUUCGGACCUGCGGUCGUGCCGUGGUUCACGUAUUUAUAUAGUCUCCAAUGACAUCAAUGAUUAAG
Tricharina praecox is the source of this 2761-nucleotide messenger RNA. RefSeq lists its product as uncharacterized. The transcript has 2 exons. The coding region runs from base 439 to 2274 and encodes 611 amino acids. Lineage: Eukaryota; Fungi; Ascomycota; Pezizomycetes; Pezizales; Pyronemataceae. The record is from RefSeq and is a predicted model, not a curated record.